AUGUCUUCACAUGCAAGCCUCACCACCACGUACCGAGCCCGCGCUGGACUGCCCACCACGGGUCCCCUGGCUUCAUACCUACUGAGGCUCAUUUCGAUAAAACAGUCGAACCUCUGCCUAUCAGCCGACGUAGAUACCUCAGCCGAACUACUACAACUCGCCGAGGAGGUGGGCGACUCGAUAUGCUUAUUGAAGACACACUGCGACAUCGUCUCCGACUGGUCGGAUAGGACAUCUCAAGCACUAAGAGAGAUUGCGAGGCGGAAGCGCUUCCUCAUCUUCGAAGACCGAAAGUUUGCAGAUAUUGGAGAAACCGUACAAAAACAGUAUACGUCCGGACACCAUCGCAUAUCGCUUUGGGCCGAGAUCACGAAUGCCCAUGUUCUUCCUGGUCCCGCUAUUGUUACUGCCCUUGAGAAAGCAGCAGAUUCAACUAUUGCAAAGUACAAUACAGCCGUACACACCGAGAUCUCCGCCUCCCCACGCACAUGGCCAAUCAACGGGAUAGACGAUGACGACGAGGACGAUGAGAAGGACACACCUGCCGAUUCCGCCCUUGAGUCACCUAUAGAAUUGGAGAACGAGGAGAGGCGACUAAGUGUCAAAGCCACCGACAGGAAACAAAGCGUCGUGAGCGUCACCACCUCCAUAUCGAUGCGAACAGAAGCCAUAUCGCCUCGCCCCGAGUCGAGUGCGUCUGGCGAUGAGCACUUUAGCCUCGACACAGCCACCGAGCUCCUCCGCCUCGGUGAAGUGCCAUUCCUCCGUUCACUCCUCCUACUCGCAGAGAUGAGCUCUGAAGGCCACCUCAUGACGCCAGAAUAUCAGAAGAAGACCGUGGAUAUUGCGCGCAAACACCGUGACUUUGUCAUGGGCUUCAUCGCACAGCGAAGCCUGAAUACCGAACCAGAGGACAACUUCAUUACCAUGACACCGGGCUGCCAAUUACCGCCUCCGGGUCAAGAAGGGAAGAAAUUAGGCGAUGACCUGGGCCAGCAGUACAACACCCCUCGAAAACUCAUCUUCGAGCAAGGAUGCGAUGUCAUCAUUGUUGGACGAGGCAUUGUGCGCGCGCAGGAUCGAAAAUCCGAGGCUGAGCGCUACAAGAAGGCUGCGUGGGCUGCGUACGAGGAGAGGAUUGGGAAAGCGAAUUAA
This is a messenger RNA of Cucurbitaria berberidis CBS 394.84, 1155 nucleotides long. Its product is annotated as Orotidine 5'-phosphate decarboxylase. NCBI's taxonomy places the organism in Eukaryota, Fungi, Ascomycota, Dothideomycetes, Pleosporales, Cucurbitariaceae. Gene Ontology annotation, cellular component: cytosol. The transcript has 2 exons. The record is from RefSeq and is a predicted model, not a curated record. Gene Ontology annotation, biological process: 'de novo' UMP biosynthetic process; 'de novo' pyrimidine nucleobase biosynthetic process. The coding region runs from base 1 to 1155 and encodes 384 amino acids. Gene Ontology annotation, molecular function: orotidine-5'-phosphate decarboxylase activity.